AUAACUUUUUAUUAUUUAAUAUAUAAAAUUACAUUUAUUCAACCCGUGUAAUACACGGGGUUCUAACCUAGUGAUUUUUUAUAGUUAUCAUCCUAACAUUCAAAUUUUACAACACAACAAUUAGCAGCAAAAUAAUAUGAUUAAAUUUUGGGAUCAUAGUUUGUUAUACAAUUACACUAAGAAAUGUUUAUCUCCUUAAAUGUUUAUCUUCUUAAGAAUUAUCUUUAUCGUAAAAGCAAAAGCAAACAUGCAUAGAUAGAUUUGUAAGAUUAAUACACCUUGUGAUUAUUCUUUGACGCAAAAUUGAAUUACCCUUUUGAACCUUAUGUCCUUAAAACAGGCUAAGUUAUUUCUUAUUAUAUCUAUUUUUUUUAAUGAUAACUAGACAAUAGUGUCUAAAAAUAAUAUACGUCAUUAAUGAAUAUAGACAAUAUAGAAUUUUACAUCUUAAAUAUCGUGUUCCGGAAAGUUUAAUGUAAAUUGGAUCUUUUCCAUUGAUGCCAUUUACAUAAAAUGACAUUUACAUAAAAGGACAAUAUUUUUUUAUAUAUACAAGGAUUUCUCUCAUACUACCUUGUGUUUUGUAGCCAUGGAAUUCAUGAUGUUUAUAACUUUAUUGUUACUAUUGUUUUUGGUUCCCAUUUUUUUCCUGUUCCGGUAUAAGAAGCAUAGCGAUCGACUACCACCAGGGUCUUUGGGGCUGCCUGUAAUAGGGCAAAGCCUUGGCCUUUUAAAGGCCUUGAAGGCCGACAGGGUUGAUAAAUGGUUUCAAGAAAGAAUAACAAACCACGGUCCUGUUUGGAAAGCAAAUCUUUUCGGAUACCCGACAGUUGUUUUGCAUGGUCCAGCCGCGAAUAAGUUCAUAUACACUUGUGAUGGGAGCCUACUCACCAACACACAACCGCCAUCAAUCAGCAGGAUUUUGGGUUCCAAAAAUAUAAUCGAGUUGUCUGGAAAUGAUCACAAACGAGUAAGAGGGGCCCUAGUUUCGUUUCUUAAGCUUGAAGUGUUGAAGCAAUAUGUUGGAAAAGUAGAUGAAGAAGUUCAACACCAUCUUCUAACUCAUUGGCAUGGGAAACAUGAAGUCCAGGUGCAACCCUUGAUCAAGAUCUUAACCUUCAACAUUAUCUGCUCGCUUCUUUUUGGGAUUGAAAGAGGACCCAAAAGAGAGAAAAUGCUACCGCUUUUCCAAGAUAUGAUUGAAGGUGUGUUGUCAAUUCCAAUCAAUUUGCCUUUCACUCAAUAUAGUCGUGGGCUCGUAGCAAGGAAGAAACUUGUACCGAUGCUUUUGCAUCUUAUACACGAGAAACGAGAGGCACUCCAGGAUCAAAAUCAGCCAAGUGAUCGUCAUAAAGAUCUAAUCACUUUGUUGCUUAGCAUUCGUGAUGAUGAUGAUAGCUCAACAAUGAUGUCCGAAGAGGAGAUCAUUGACAACAUUAUCGUUGUGAUGAUUGCUGGAUAUGACACAACCUCCGUCCUUCUUACCUUCUUGGUUAGGCUUUUGGCUAACGAUAGAUCUAUCUACUCUACUAUAGUUAGAGAACAAAAAGAAAUUACCAGUAGUAAAGCAUUCAAAGAAGCUUUAACAUGGGAAGACCUCACCAAGAUGAAGUUCACUUGGAGAGUAGCAACUGAGAUGAUGCGGAUAAACCCUCCUGUGACUUUGAGCUUCCGACGAGCUAAGCAAGACAUUGAGUAUGGAGGAUUUAUAAUUCCAAAAGGGUGGCAAGUGUUAUUAUCAGCCUCCAUGACACAUAUGGAUGAUAGCAUUUUUCAAAACCCGACCAUGUUCGACCCAACUCGUUAUGAGAAGCACACGCCACCACCCCCUUUUAGUUACGUGGCGUUUGGAGCUGGGCCAAGGAUGUGCCCUGGGAUUGAGCUUGCAAAAAUGGAAACUUUAGUCAUGAUGCAUCGUCUGGUGACAAGCUUCACUUGGGAGCUACUUAAGAAAGAUGAAUCGUUCAUUAGAGUUCCAAUGCCAGAAUUUGAUCAAGGUUUGUUAGUUCAGGUCAAGCCACUAAACAAAACCAUGGAAGCAUGAAUGUUGGGAAAAUUCCUUUCGUUCUAAACUCAAGGGGAGACACCGAGCUGACCGAAAGUUGAGAUAGACUUCUAAAGUUUGUUCAUAUAUUAUGAUUAGUACUAAUGAAAGAUAAUGAGACUGUACGAAUCUGGUAUUUAACUAAUAACCUGAAAUAAGAUUUUGAUAUUUUUAUAUACUCUAA
This is a messenger RNA of Helianthus annuus (common sunflower), 2228 nucleotides long. RefSeq names its product cytochrome P450 716B1. Lineage: Eukaryota; Viridiplantae; Streptophyta; Magnoliopsida; Asterales; Asteraceae. The transcript is spliced from 4 exons. Gene Ontology annotation, biological process: sterol metabolic process. Bases 590 to 2044 code for a protein of 484 amino acids. The record is from RefSeq and is a predicted model, not a curated record. Gene Ontology annotation, molecular function: iron ion binding; oxidoreductase activity, acting on paired donors, with incorporation or reduction of molecular oxygen; heme binding.